ACGAAACAACAUGGCAGUUUGCAAUGAAGUUUGUCUUACUAUAAAAUGGAGUGGAAAGGAAUAUUCCAUAGACAAAUUAUUACCAACAGACACGGUGGGGUAUCUGAAAGAAGUGAUAAAGGAAAAAACUGGAGUCUUACCCGAAAGACAGAAACUGUUAGGUUUGAAAUAUAAAGGUAAAACUCCCGAUGAUGAUGUGCGCCUGAGCACCUUAAAUUUGAAGUCUAACACAAAGAUUAUGAUGAUGGGAACAAGGGAGGAAAACUUAGCUGAAGUGAUCUCUCCUUCAGAGGAGUUAUUAAACAAUCAAGUGAUAAAUGACUUUGACAUAGAGGAAGAAGAGAUUCAAAUAGAAAACAGAGACGAGAACCUUGCAAAAAUAGAUAAAAGGAUAUCAGAUUAUAAAGUGGAAAUACGCAAUCCACCAAGAGCUGGAAAGAAGCUGCUAGUUCUUGAUGUUGAUUACACGAUAUUUGAUCACAGAUCAGUUGCAGAGACAGGUGUGGAACUUAUGAGACCAUAUCUCCAUGAUUUCCUCACUGCUGCCUAUGAGCAUUAUGACAUCGCUAUAUGGUCUGCCACCAGUAUGAAAUGGAUAGAAGCUAAAAUGAAAGAACUUGGUAUUUUAGACAAUCCAAAUUACAAGAUUUCCUUCCUUUUGGACAGUGGAGCAAUGAUUACUGUUCUGUCAACAAAAUAUGGUCUUAUUGAGACUAAGCCACUAGGUGUCAUUUGGGGAAAGUUUGAGGAGUACACCAGCAAAAACACUAUUAUGUUUGAUGACCUCAGAAGAAACUUCCUCAUGAAUCCUCAAAAUGGCUUGAAGAUUAGACCCUUUCGAGAAGCCCACAAAAAUAGACACAAAGACAAAGAACUUUCAAAAUUAACAAAGUACUUGAACAAGAUUGCCAAACUGGAUGAUCUCAGCGAUUUAAACCACAAGCAUUGGGAGAGCUACAAGCCAUGAAAAGUAAUUUACUCUGUUGAUUUAAGUGAAACUAAUAUGAAGAUAAUGCCAGGAAGUCAGAACAAGCUGAAUGAGAGAAAAUUUUCUUGAUAGCAUAACUUUUGUACAUAACUUUUAUUUUGUAUGAAUUUUAAAGCUUUAAAAACAAUGUUGACUGUGCCCUCAACUUGCAUGGUAAUUGAACAAAUAUACAUCAGCCAUCCUGGGUAUCUGGCAUUGAAAAUACCUCUAGAAUGUUAGCUAUUAAUUUUAUGCACACCUUUUUUAUAGUCAACCUGAAGUUAAAUAUAGGUGGUUGUUUACAUUUUCAUCAGUUUAAUGGUGCAAAUACUGGUUUCCAGUUUUUUCUUUUUUUUAUCAGGUUUCAUAAAUAAUUGAAGCUUACAGUUGAAAGCUCCGUGUUGCUUGUUACUUUUAGGGUAUAAAUUGUGUCUCUGCACCUUUCUACUCUCUACAAAAUAGUAACAGUAACUGUCAAUUUAUUUUUAUUAUUUUGUUUUAUUUGAGUAAACAGUUCCCCCAUAAGCCCUCUGUUUAUGGAAUAACAUGUACCUCUUACAAUAAGUGAACACAAAAUAUCUUAGACAGGCAAAUGUUAUUCCUUACUCUUGGUUACAUCCCAGCCUCUUUCUUGGUAACCCCAAAAAGAGGGGGACCAGAAGUAUCAAGUGAUACUAGACUAAGUGUACCAACACUAAUGUUUUCAUCUACUGAAGUAUGUGCACAAACCAUUUAUUAAAAUAAUGUGAUUGAAA
Messenger RNA from Stylophora pistillata, 1722 nucleotides. RefSeq names its product ubiquitin-like domain-containing CTD phosphatase 1. The record is from RefSeq and is a predicted model, not a curated record. Gene Ontology annotation, cellular component: nucleus. Gene Ontology annotation, molecular function: protein serine/threonine phosphatase activity; protein binding. Gene Ontology annotation, biological process: protein dephosphorylation; regulation of proteasome assembly. NCBI's taxonomy places the organism in Eukaryota, Metazoa, Cnidaria, Anthozoa, Scleractinia, Pocilloporidae.